UCGAAGCGAGUAGAGGUGCAUCGACUGGUGCUUAGCUGAAAAUGGAAUCGAUUGAUACGAAGGAACCGCGCAGAGAAAAAUUUGUGUAUCACCUGGAAACAUGUUUUAACACCAUCAACCAUAUGCUGAUAGGGUAUGUCACGUUCUAUCUGUCGUACUACUCCUACAUAAGAGGCUUUGGAAAACUGUUCACAUGGCACAUUUUCUUGUGUUCCGUCGGAUACCAAUUCUUCAUGGCUGAGUCACUGUUGACACUCUACUCGCAAAACUCGUGGACGAAUCGCUACUCAUCAAACACCAAACGCCAUUGGCACUGGAUUUUGCAAGCGAUUGGCUGUACGGCAAUUUUGGUUGGCAUCGUAAUUGAAAUCUACAUAAAAGAGGAUGCCGGACGAAAACACUUCCGCUCGGACCAUGCCAUCACUGGCCUUGUUUCACUGAUCUUUAUUGGAUUAUCGUUUCUGAAUGGUAUCGCAGCGAUGUACACCGUCAAGAUUAAGCACAUCAUUCGACCGGUUUACGUGAAGAUGUGCCAUUACCUGACCGGCAUCGUCGCAUUCGUUAUCGGCGUUACUUCUUUGGCCCUAGAGUACACACCGCGCAUGAUAUCGUUGCAGCACAAAAAUAUGCUUAUCGCAUUCACCACCAUUACGACGGCGCUUACACUGGUCGGGGUUUGCAAAACCAUGUUCAAUCAGUUUAGAAAUUUAUGCAAAUCGUAAAAAAUGAGGCAAGCAACAUCUGGGGAAAAAAACAACACGACCAAAGAUUAUGUU
This is a messenger RNA of Anopheles stephensi (Asian malaria mosquito), 776 nucleotides long. RefSeq lists its product as uncharacterized. The record is from RefSeq and is a predicted model, not a curated record. The transcript is spliced from 4 exons. Lineage: Eukaryota; Metazoa; Arthropoda; Insecta; Diptera; Culicidae. Bases 42 to 722 code for a protein of 226 amino acids. Gene Ontology annotation, molecular function: transmembrane monodehydroascorbate reductase activity.